Molecule: messenger RNA, 957 nt
Organism: Sclerotinia sclerotiorum 1980 UF-70
Lineage: Eukaryota; Fungi; Ascomycota; Leotiomycetes; Helotiales; Sclerotiniaceae
Exons: 2
Coding region: 1-957 (318 amino acids)
Source: RefSeq, a predicted model, not a curated record
AUGUCUUUCUCUAAGCUCACCACUUUCGCCGGCCUGGUCGCCACAGUUGCUGCCCAUGGUUAUGUUACUGGUAUUGUAGCUGGUGGAACUUAUACCAAAGGAUGGCUCGUCAACUAUGCAUACCAAAACCCAAUGCCAGAGUCAAUUGGUUGGUCUGACCAAAAUCUCGACCUUGGAUUCACUGCACCAUCCGCCUAUGCCACUGGGGAUAUCAUCUGUGCUAAAAAUGGUACCAAUGCUGCUCUUUCAGCUAAGGUUGCUGCCGGUGACACCGUUGAUUUUCAAUGGACUGUUUGGCCCGAUUCUCAUAAAGGCCCAGUCAUCACCUACUUGGCAAACUGCAACGGAGACUGCAGUACCGUCGAUAAAACCAAGCUUGAAUUCUUCAAGAUAGACGAAGGAGGAUUGAUCGAUGACACCACUGUCCCUGGAACCUGGGCUUCUGACAACUUGAUCACCAAUAACAAUACAUGGACAUCCACCAUUCCAGCCGAUCUAGCUCCUGGGAACUACGUCGCUCGUCAUGAAAUUAUCGCUCUUCACGGUGCGGGAAGUAAUGAUGGUGCUCAAAAUUACCCUCAGUGUAUCAACUUGGAAGUCACUGGUAGCGGUACUCUUGCUCCAUCUGGUACUCUCGGUGAAAAGCUUUACACUCCUACCGAUCCAGGUAUCUUGGUCAAUAUCUAUGCUAAAUUGACCUACACUAUUCCUGGUCCACCUAUGUACAACGCAACUGGAGCAGCAACUGGAGCAGCAACUGGAGCCACUACCCCAGCCACCGGUAAAACCGCCUCAGCAACCUCCGCCGCCGCCGCUCUUUCCACCCCAGCUGUUGUUUCUACCCCUCCAACUCCAACCACAAUGAUUACAUCCGUCGCUCCUGCCGCUACCCCUGCUACCUCUGCUGCCGCUUCAUCUGGUGCUAGUGGUGAUGAUGACGACACCUGUGAAGCAUGA